Messenger RNA from Punctularia strigosozonata HHB-11173 SS5, 1838 nucleotides. RefSeq lists its product as uncharacterized. The record is from RefSeq and is a predicted model, not a curated record. Lineage: Eukaryota; Fungi; Basidiomycota; Agaricomycetes; Corticiales; Punctulariaceae. The transcript has 3 exons. Gene Ontology annotation, molecular function: DNA-binding transcription factor activity, RNA polymerase II-specific; RNA polymerase II cis-regulatory region sequence-specific DNA binding. Bases 43 to 1467 code for a protein of 474 amino acids. Gene Ontology annotation, biological process: regulation of transcription by RNA polymerase II; anatomical structure morphogenesis; cell differentiation.
CCGAACCUCGCCGCGCUCGCGAUCAACGGGAGCGAGAAGAAGAUGCUCACGCUCCAGGGCAUCUACGAGGCCAUCCAGGCCCGGUUCAAGUGGUACGAGGAGCACAAGAACGAUAAGAAGGGGUGGAAGGGCUCGAUCCGCCAUAAUCUGUCGUUGAACAAGAUCUUCAGGAAGAUCCCGAGGCCGAUCACCGAGCCCGGCCAGGGCAAGUACUGGACGCUCGACUUUUCCCAGGGCGCGGGCAACAAGCGUGAACGCCGCCGCGGGAAGGGCAAGCGCAAGCAGCAGCAGGAGCAAGAGGGCCAAGAGCAAGGGCAGGAAAAGCAGAACACGCGCCGGACGCGCAAAAGCAAGCGGCGCGCGGCGGACGACGAGGACGAGGACGACAGCGACGCGAUGGACACGGACGACAGCGACGACAGCGAGAGCGCGGCGGAAGAGGCGGACAAGACCGCCGCGCGCGCGCGGGCGCGGCGCGAGCGCGAGCGCCAGACGAGCCUCACCGAGGAGGACCUCGAGGCGAUCGCGGACCGCGCGAGCAUGAGCGCGAGCCCCGCGCCCUCGCCCGCGACCUCGAUCGACAUGCAGAUCGAUCCCGCGCUCCGCGGGGACGAGGGGCACGUCGUGGGCGACGCAUCCGCCCCGCGCCGUCCGCGCCCGCGCCCGAUCAGCCGCGCCAGCCCGCGCCCCGCGCCGUACCCCACCCCUAUGCGCCUCCCUACCGGCGCGCCGGUCGGGAUGCCGAAUAUGGCGAUGGGCAUGCACCCCGCCGCGUACCCGCCGCCUCCUCCCCCUCCGCACGGCGCGUUCGGCGGGCCGUCGCACUCGCGCUCGCCGUCGGGCGAGGCCUCGGACGAGCAGCAGCAGCAGCACGUGAACUUUCAAGGUCAAAGCUCAGGGCAGCCGGGGAAAGCGCCGCAGCCGUACCGCGAGCACCAGAUCAAGCUCGGCCGGCUGGGCGCGAACGCGCCCGCGGCGCCGCACCCGCAGGGCCAGGCGCCGCCCACGUUCGGCGCGACGGGCUUUGGGCAGCCGUCCGGGCCUGGCUUUGGGCGGUUCUCGUCGCAUCCUCCCGGGGCGUUCGGCUCGCAGCCUCAGCAGCAAGCGCAGGGGAUGAUGGGCGGCAACGGCAACCACAACAAUCCGAACCCGAACCAGGGCCAGCAUUAUCGUACUGCGCCACAGGUGCCGGCCCAGUUCCAGGCGCCGCAGGGGAUGGUCCCGCAGGCGGCGUAUGUGCCGGCACAUCAGCAGCAGCAGCAGCAGCAGCAGCAGCAAUCGCAGCAGGGAAUGCCGGUGUAUGGGCGGGUGAGGCCGGAUGUGGAGAUCGUACGCCAUGGAGGGUUGCCGAUGGCUAUCCCGCGACAGCAGAUGCAGCAGCCCAAUCCGUUCGGGGUGGGUAGCCCGGCGGGAUCGGGCGGAUCGGGCUCUGGGUCAUCAAGCUCGACACCGACACGGACGUCGUGAUUUAGAACCGCGGCCUUGUUUUUACGACGAAGAUCAAGAUUCGAUAUGCCUACCACACGCUCGUGAUGCUCGCCAUCGUUUUCGUACCGCUCUGCCUCUCCCCACGGACGUUACUCUCCAUCUUGCAUUAUCAAAAUUUGACGUUACCGAACGCAAACACAACGAUUUAUCCACACGCGACGCGGCGAGCCGAAAGUGUUCUCUUUCGGAUCGCCGGCGGUUUCUUGCACCUCCCUCCCCCUCCAUGCGUCCCCCUUGUCUACCUUAAUAUCCACCCUGUAGACGCUCUUCCGUCGAUCGCUUUCCCCCUUCCUACCUCAGGCUUUCUCCCUCAUUUAUAAUCAUAAACCAAAAAUAUUCUUGUUUGCUCC